This is a messenger RNA of Malus domestica (apple), 1390 nucleotides long. RefSeq lists its product as uncharacterized. Gene Ontology annotation, molecular function: nucleic acid binding. Lineage: Eukaryota; Viridiplantae; Streptophyta; Magnoliopsida; Rosales; Rosaceae. Gene Ontology annotation, cellular component: kinetochore. The record is from RefSeq and is a predicted model, not a curated record.
AUACGAAAAUCCUUCAAGAUCGCUUACUGGUUUUGAUUUUGCUUGGCGAACGUGCUCGACAGCUCUCUGGCUAUGGCGGAAGAAGAUGAUUACAUGGGCGACCUCUCUCAGUUCCUCACUCCAGAAGUCACCAGCCCUCCAAAAGCUUCAUCCAAAAUGAUUUUGAAUACCAAAAACCCAAGUAAUUUUCAACCCUCGAACAAAAAAUCUAAACUGCUAAACUGGCAAGAACAACGUAAAAUCGAUAGGGAGCGAAAGCAACAGGAAGAGGAUGAGAAAACGUUGGCUAAAAUAGAGACUGCUCCAAUUCCACAAUCCAACAUUGGAUUCAAACUUUUGAAGCAAAUGGGGUAUACCCCGGGUUCCGCACUUGGUAAGGAGGGCUUGGGCCAGGCUGAGCCGGUGAAGAUUGACAUUCGGCGCUCACGGGCUGGGAUUGGGCGGGAGGAUCCGCAUAAGGAGAAGAGGAAGCGAGAGGAGAUAAGGACUUGGGCGGAAAGGAGGACCGAGGAGGCUAUGAUGGAGGAGUUUGGGUCUAGGCAGAAGUCACAGUGGCGGAACAAGAGAGUUGUGGUUAAUUUUAAGAAGGCACAGGCAGCGUUGGAUCAAUUGGAGAAUAAGGAAGUUGUGCCUCCGGAGAAGAAUGAGAACGGGGAAGAGGAAGGGGGAGAGGAGGAAGAGGAAGAAGAAGAAAUUACAGAAGAGGAUUUACAUGAGAUAUUGAUGAAACUGAGAGAUGAACAUAGGUACUGCCUCUUUUGUGGAUGCCAGUAUGAAUCAACGGAGGCACUAUUGUCGUACUGCCCUGGAACUGAGGAAGACGACCACUGAACUAAGUUCCCUUAUGCAUGGACCCCCAGAACGUCUUCCUUGUUGGACAAGAUAAUUCCAAGCGGUAAUGCAGGUCUUCUUUUGAGAUGGAUGCACUUUGCUUGCAAUGGAGAUAUCUUUCCUUAUUCUUCAUCCAAUUGAUCCGGAAGUUCCUAAGAUCUGACGUGCAACUUUCUGAGUCAGAAACCCGAGUGAAGGCACAGAAGUUGGUAACGAAGAAAUUGAAUUGAAUGUUGGAGCAGCUAAACCCACAUAACUACUAGGUUAGGGAAAUCCCUAUACUCUAGACCUCUGAGAGCAUUAUUUGAAUUAGCUCCCAAGUCAUAGUGUGUGGAUAUGUAUAGCCCCAAAUACAAGAGCCGAAGUUCAACAAUGUAACUGUUGAGUAUUUUAUUGCCCAUACUAUUAUUUAAAAUUAUUCUUUCGUUUGUAAGAGUUGGUUAAGAGCAUUUUCCGUUUUACUCGAGGUCCCGAGUUCCAAUCCCUCUGCCCAGUAUCGUUAUGUUUGUAAUAUUUUGAUCAACGAGUCCAACACCCAGUUAGUAUUUAACUCAUCACA